CUGAACAGAAGAAGUACGGGUUGCGCUGAGGGCUGCGGCUCAACAUGCUCUCAAAAUAUCGAGAAAUUUCGCGAAAGAUCUAAGAAAUUGUUGUGUUUCCGCUAACUUUUGGCAUCCAUCAAUCCUAGACUUCAACUGUUGGGAGUCCUUCGACUUCGAUCACAGAAAAACCAUCCUUCUAAUAGAAUCUUCAUAUUUUGACACGAAAUGGCCAAGUGGGGUGAAGGGGAUCCUCGGUGGAUUGUGGAGGAGAGACCUGAUGCCACAAACGUUAAUAACUGGCACUGGUCAGAGAAAAAUGCAAAUAGAUGGUCGCAGGGCAAACUGCAGGAACUGCUCAUGGACUUGAAAGUUGAAGGGGAGAAAGGAACCGCCCAAAUUAAGGAGGUGAGCAAGUGCGAAGGCGAAGCAGUUGUGAACAACAGAAAGGGCAAACUUAUAUUUUUCUACGAUUGGCAAUUGGACCUCAAGUGGGAGGCUAAAGGAAACGAAAAUGAUUCCAAACUCAAGUGCAAGGGAAAAAUUAACAUACCCAAUCUGAGUGAGGAAAACGCUGUCGAUGAAAUUGAUGUGGAACCCACAGUGGAAGAGAGUUCAGACUUUGCGUACACGAUGAAGCAGCUGAUGUAUGAAAAAGGAAGAAAACUCAUCAGAGAGAAGAUAGCAGAGUACAUUAGCUCUCUCAAGGAAGAAUAUUCGCAGGGUCUAAUUUUGCCGAAAAAGGAGGAAACGGAAGCCAAAGUCAUCAAACCAGCUGCUUCUAAAGCGCCUGUCAAGUUAAGUUCGCAGUCCCAGCUCUCAGGUGCUGUUAAAAACAUGAACAUUGACACUAUGUCAUUUACGUCUCGCCAAAAUCUUUUCUGUCCCAUCAACGAGGCUUACAAGUGCUUUACAGAACAAAGAAUGGUUGAAGCCUUCACAAGAGGACCAGUUAAAAUGGAAGCCAAGCCAAGAGGAAAGUUUGAGCUUUUCAAUGGAAACAUUUUUGGGGAAUUCAUCGAAUUGGAAGAAAACCUGAAGGUUAAGCAAUAUUGGCAAAACAAGUCAUGGCCAAGUGGGGUGAGGUCUAUUGUCGAGUUGACCUUUGACGAAGAGCCCGAAGGGACAUCAAUUGUUCUUAAACAUUCUGGCAUUCCAAGCAGUGAGCUUGAUGCUACCAAGCAGGGAUGGGAGCAGUACUAUUGGAACCCCAUCAAGGCCACUUUUGGAUUUGGUUCCUUCCUUACUGAUGUUCUGUGAUUCAAGGAGCCCACAAAUGAUGACAUGUAAUUGAAAUUCAAUUUAAUGAGUAUUUAUUUCUUUGGUCGCAUUAUUAUGUUUGCUAUGCAGAUUUUUGUACAACUAACUGAUAGACUUGCACCAUUAUUGUAGCAGAAUUAAAAAAUCUUUCGGUCUUUAGUGCAGUUUAUUACGUGUUGAAUAUGUCAGUGCAAUCUGCAAUAAAGUUGGCAAAUUUGAUUAUUGUGA
Neocloeon triangulifer is the source of this 1467-nucleotide messenger RNA. RefSeq names its product activator of 90 kDa heat shock protein ATPase homolog 1. The transcript has 10 exons. Gene Ontology annotation, molecular function: ATPase activator activity; protein-folding chaperone binding. Bases 208 to 1239 code for a protein of 343 amino acids. Lineage: Eukaryota; Metazoa; Arthropoda; Insecta; Ephemeroptera; Baetidae. Gene Ontology annotation, biological process: positive regulation of ATP-dependent activity; protein folding. The record is from RefSeq and is a predicted model, not a curated record. Gene Ontology annotation, cellular component: cytosol.